AUGAUGCUCACAGCAUCGUUCUUUUCGCACCAAAUGCCGCACUACUCCGCAUACACGCCACCGCGAUCAUCACCACUCUCUGAGCGCUCUGCAAAUACAAGCCCACGGACAUUCGACUUCAGCAUGUCCUCACCCCUCAAAGAGAAAUCCGCGAUGCCACAACGCGCGUUCAAGGUCAACCCUGUGAUGCAGACGCGCGACGCCACUACAAAGCGAAGGAGGGACAUGUUCUUCAAGCGCGUGCAGAACGACCGGGAUGACAAGAAGUGGCAAUCGCGGGGUGAACAGAUCCAACAACUAGACUUCGUGUCCGAGCGCAAACGCUGGGAAGCCGAGAAAGCGCGUCAAGCACCACAAGAAAACGAUGACAUCAUCGACGACAUGCUGGACGACGCGACGCUACCUGAAUUACCAAACUAUGCGCCUCAGUACGAUCCCGAGAUGACGGAAGCCGACUACGUCGCUGCACAAGAAGAGUACGAGUUACAACAGUUGAUUGCGUCAAUGGAGCAAGAAUCGGAUGCACGGUCACAGCAUUACGGUAGCGACGAUGACGACUACGAUUCGAUAUUCAUGGAGUGCGCGACGGCGGGGCAUGAUCAAUUUCAGCAACAGCCGCGACGCGUGCAUGACGCGUUCAAUGGUGAAGACGUGAUGGAUAUGGAUAUGACGGAUGGCUGA
Alternaria atra is the source of this 681-nucleotide messenger RNA. RefSeq lists its product as uncharacterized. The coding region runs from base 1 to 681 and encodes 226 amino acids. The transcript is spliced from 2 exons. NCBI's taxonomy places the organism in Eukaryota, Fungi, Ascomycota, Dothideomycetes, Pleosporales, Pleosporaceae. The record is from RefSeq and is a predicted model, not a curated record.